This is a messenger RNA of Cotesia glomerata, 5953 nucleotides long. RefSeq lists its product as uncharacterized. Gene Ontology annotation, molecular function: histone acetyltransferase binding. Gene Ontology annotation, cellular component: NSL complex. The record is from RefSeq and is a predicted model, not a curated record. Bases 958 to 4590 code for a protein of 1210 amino acids. NCBI's taxonomy places the organism in Eukaryota, Metazoa, Arthropoda, Insecta, Hymenoptera, Braconidae. The transcript is spliced from 13 exons.
AACGGCUAAGUAGAGGUUCUCCCAUUGUAUUAUACCAUCGAGCACGUUCGUACAAGUCCGUUUAUGUUCAUAAUUAUAAUAAUUCACUGGAGAAAAAUGAUAUUAUUUUAAACGAGCUUACUCCAGAGGAGGAAUAUUUUACCGCAAGCUGCUUAUAUAUCAUCAAACUUUCGUAAAUACGUGUAAUUAAAGUGUUAUUCAAUAAUAAUAACUAAAAAAUAGUGACGCGGUAGGCUAAAUUUUUUAAGCUCGGCAAUCUAUCUAGUUGUCUCUGUCUGACGGAGAUCCUUGUGUGAGUGAGACCGAGACAGAGAGAUGCCACUCAAGGCGGCCAGAGUGAGACAGUGAUAGUGGUGAGUAAUGAGGGAACGAGAGGUUGAAUAGCAGCGUCAGUACUGCGAAAAGCACCAGCUAAAGCAAGUCAACACCAACCAGAGAGCACCGAUACAAGCAGUAUAGUAGCAGCAGCGUCGUACCAAGUUUAAGCGGAUAUAAUACACGCUCAAUUCUUCCCACCGUGCGCGUUUUUCUUGGAUAAAUCAUGUUGACCUGUUGGAAAUAACAAAUUUUUAAUCCAACAUUUAUUUUUAUGUGUGAAAGAAGAAUAGUGAAGAGAGACAGGAAGUGAGAAAAGGAUUUAUUUGCUAAAGAUCAGUACCGGCUUGCUGGACUGAAAAUAAUCAACGCGUAGAUAAACGCCCUCGUCAACAGAAACAGUCACUCAAAAAUCGAUGGAAAUAAAAAAUAAUUUCUGGCACUAGUAUAAGAAAAAAUGAUUACGGAACUAAAGAGGAAUAUUGACACAACCUAACUAACAAACCGUAGCCAAGUGGUGUAUAAGUGGGCUUUUGAGAUUUAUUAAAAGUUUUAAAGUAACUAUUGGAUUGGUGAAAAAAAUAAUCAGUAGCAAGAAGAAAGAUUGGGAGGACACACGAAGGUAGACCGAGUAAUGGAUGAAUGGGAGUAAGCACGGCGCCUGAACAGCACAGGCGCGGGUUUAGGUACCGGUGGGAGCCUCUGGAUGUCGAGGCAGUGGCACCAGCUGCGUCAGUGGCAGUGAUGGCCCCUGCUCUGACGGAAGGUGGUCCUCAAAAGCCUGCCGAUUUAAUAAACCCCUUACCGGCUAGUGGAUUUCUAUCUUCGGAACAGGCUGCGCAGUUUUUUAACAUUCAGGUCUGCCAGAAUCGUGAGGUCUUGGCUAAAUUCGUAGUGUCAGCAAGCGUACAGCCGAGCAAGAUUGACGAGCAGUGCCUGCGCGGCAUAUCCAAAGAUCUGAUCCGCGAUGUCAUCAAUUCACAGUACGCCAGUAAAUUUGAAAGCCUGUCGAUGUUUACGAAUGGUACUGACUUGAUAGCACCGCGUGAUAAUAAUAAAGAUCAAAACGACGACCAAGAGAUUAAUUUCACCAAAUUGGAGGAGGAGGAGGCAGCGGAGGAAGAGGAAGAAGGAGGAGGAGGAGGAGAAGAAGGAGGUAGUGAAGCUGGAGGAAGAAAAACGGAGCACGAGGCUCACGUGGCUGAGGAAUUGCACUCGGUGAUGCCGAAUUGCAACCAAGCCAAGAACAUCAAUACUAUAAUGAGUGAUCCUUCUUCAUUUACUGCUGCUAGUGCUGCUGAAGACAUAAAUAUUCCUGCUGGACCACCAACUACUCAUCAGACCAACGACGACAUGGGUUUUUUAAAAGCUAAUGAGACCGAAGUGUCGAUGGUCGUUGAUGAUGAACUCCCCGCAGACGUUAAGGAUAUCGACAUGACGCCUAUGAUGGAAUUGAACGACGAGUUACAGGCAAAUGUUGUCGGUGAUAUUGGCAACGACGUUGUCGGGGACAUUGGGCAUAAUGUCGAUGACAUUCUUCAGGUUAUCAAGUCAAUGGAAGGCGUGGAGCAAGCCAUCGAAGAUCCCGGUGAUGCUAUCAUACCAAGCGGUUCCAGCGAAACAGGUGUACCUUGUCCCGAAAUAUUCCCCAUCUCUGAUACAGCCCUCGCGUCUUUCAGCAGCGAAAUGUUCAACGAGGUAGUUAUGAAACUUGUUGACGACAACAUUGGCAUGAACAUGAACAUGAAUAUGAAUAUGAAUAUUAAUAUGAAUAUGAACAUGGCUGACUCUAGUGAGGCUCAACGUACUGCUAAUCUUCAGGUACAGCAAGAUACCGUUGAACAUAGACAGUUUGAGCUAGAAAGACGAACGGCAUUUUUAAUGAGACGUCUUCGUAAACUCCAAGCUAAAUUUAUAGCUCGACAUGCCGCUGAAGAGACAACCAGCGUGUUGGAGCAAGCCCACCAGAGUGUUAAACCCAUACUUUUGCAAGACUUACCGAUGCUAAUGCCCAAAGGAACUCAGAUGAAAAACUUGUCCGAGAACACCCAUCCACUAAGUGCAUUCUUACAAAGAGUUGAAAAAUCUUGUGCUGCUCAGAGCAACAGUGUUAAUCGUCAACGCAGUUAUUGUCGUUACUUCGGAGGUGGUUCGCGUGAUAAUGUUACUAGUAUUAGUUUAAUAGGAAGUAGUGGUGUUGUCAAUGCUGCUAGUGUUAAUAGUGGUGUUAGUAGUAGUGCUAUUGGUAAUACCGGCAGUGCUUCUAGCACAAGACAUCCAUUGUUAGGGACGUCCCAAAUUAAAGUUGAUAAGAAAGAAGUUGAACAUGUUGCUGGUUCUCUGGCUACCCAACUUCAUACUAUUGAAGCUAGUUUUGAUUCUGAUUGCACCGUCUCCAGCAGCGGUGGUGAAAGCUGUGAUGAAAUGCAGACAUUUAAUAAUACCCAUCAAUAUGAGUUACCCAUAAUAAAACGAGCUGCGUGGAGAUAUGCCCAGGAUCGUGCAGCGAUAGCGUCGAGGUGGACGUGGCUAAAUGCACAAAUAUCUGAUCUCGAGUACCGUAUACGUCAACACAAUGACCUGCAACGAGUAAUCAGGCAGAAUAAAGGUCAGGUGGUGUUGGAAGGCACUGAAACGGUGAAUGGGUACAGCGGAACGUUGCCGGGCUUGUCGAAUCGGUAUAAUUCACCAGAAGCGGAGCAACAAUGUGCAAGAACACGUGGAUUUGUCUCGGAUACCUACAGAAAGCGUAAAUUAUUACGUAUUGAUGGUUUACAUGAGCUGUCUAAGCGCGCUGCGAGGCCGUCUACCGUAAGAUGUGACUGUGAUCAAACAAUGGCGUCCUGUGCGCUGUGUACUGGCCGUAUUGACCCAAUGCAACCUCAGGAACCCUUCGACCAGCUGUCAGUACCUGAGAGAAUCGCAAUGGUUGAUCCUUGCUAUCAUCCAGUUCUUUCAUUCCCCGAUGAGGUCCUGCACAGCACACAUAUGGAUGCCAUUAUGAAGACGACAGAUUGGCAGCAGAAAAUGCUUCGAGGCAGCACGAGGAUACCUAGGAUUAAAGAAAAGGAAAGAGAGUCCAUUGAGAGGAGGAACAAACCAAAACUACCGCCUGAACAUAAUAAACCCAAUAAAUAUAAUCCCCAGAGAAUGAAAAAGACCUCCUCGUCGACGAUUAUCACCGCGAGAUUAAAAAGAAAGAUGUUAAAGGGAAAACGCGAGAAAUUAAGUAAUAGUGGAACUCCUGUGGGUGGUAGAAAUUUAACUGGAUUAAAUAGAAAAAGAGUUAAUAAAUUGUCACAACAAAACGAAGAUGAGGAUGAUGUUAGUCAGUCGAGUUCUAGCAAACAUUCGUCUCCAGUGCCUUCACCUUUGCAGCAUCCUGCUAUCGAAAAAAUUCUUCCAAAAGAAAAGAGCUCUAAUUCACAUGGACGAACACGACAGCAGUCCUUUGAUAUUGAUAAUAUUGUCAUACCGUACAGCGUUGCUGCGGCUACUAGAGUAGAAAAACUUCAGUAUAAAGAAAUAUUAACACCAAAAUGGAGAAUUUGUGAUGAUAUUACAAAAACGGACGUUAAAAACGGUGUCAUCCACAGGCCUAGUCAAGAUAGUGAUGUCGAGGAUGUAUCAGAUGAAGCUAUAGCACAACGACAUGAACGUAGUGAACGUGAAGAAAAUAAACGAUUUAUGACGUAUUUAAGUACCGUUCCACAAAAUCGUCUUCGUCAUAGUCGUAGGACUGAUAGUAGAGCUGAUAGUGGUGCCAAUACUCCAGAUCCAAUGUCACCGCAUCCUAGUGAACUUGGAGACGUAACGUCACCACUGACAUCACCACCAGCAACGCCGAUGAGUAGUCAUGACGCUGAUCAUCCUAACACUCUAGACAGUCAAAGAAAUUCUCUACAAAAUGCCAUUCGGAGACGAACAAUAUCGUCUGCUAGAACGUGCAGAGAAGAAGCCAGUAGCACCAAUCCUGAAGAGGAUAGUGAGGUUCCAGCGUAUGAGCCGAGACUAUUUCCGUUAUCGGAAGAAGUUUAUGAUAAAAUGGUACAAAUUAUGCCUGAUGGACAUUUGCAGUCAACAACAUCUGCUAUAUGUCCGCAAGCAACCGAAAAAAUACCGAAUUAUGAAGCAGAUCCAGCGUCACCAGGAUCAGAUACAACGGAGUCGGCAUAUUGUGAUGCCGACGGCGAAGAUCCAAAUGAUCCCGAGUGGACAGUUGGAGACGAAAGAGAUACUGAAAAAGAAAGAAUACGCUUAACGACCAAGAGAUAGGAGAUAUUAAUAAUAAUUAAUAUUAUAAUUAUAAUUAAUACUUAUCGUGAUGAAUGUCUAAUAUUUAAUUAAACAAAUAUAUUAAUUAAAUAUAGACGAAAAAACCGUUACUAUACAUAUUAAAAAGAUAAACAAAAAAUUUUUAAAAAUAGUAACAAAAAAAUAUGAAAAUUAAAAAAUAAAAAAAAUUGGAUACCUCUCAAUUGUUAUAUAAUGCCUAGGUGAAAAAAAAUGAAAAAAAAAAUAAUUAAAAAAAAAAAUGAGACAUGCACCUUAAGUCUAGUAUUAAUCUGUAAAGUGUAUUAUAAACAUAAAUUUUAUAACUUCAUUUAAUCGCUUAAAUUAAUAAGAGAGAAGGAGGAUCAAAUAAUUAAUUAAUUAUAAAUUUAGCUAUAAAUAUUAAUAUUAAUAAUAAUAAUACUGAUAAUACGCCUUGGGCUUAUUUUUCUUGUCGUAAUAUGUUAAAACGAAUAGUACUAUUAUCAUUAUUAUUAUUAAUUAAAAAAAAAGAUACUAGUGAACAAUUGCUGUUUGUAUAAAGAAAAAAAAAUGAAAAUACCAAUGUUUACAUUUAUGAUAUUGUCAUUAAUAAGAAAAAAAAAAAGGUCCUGUCUUUUUUCAUUGUAUGUAAUUAAUACUGUUACGUUUAGAGAACGCUCACCACCUUCUAUACAUUGUUUAAAAAACAUAAUUGCAUUAUAUUAUAUUAUAUCAUAUGAUUACUUUUAUUAUUAUUAUUAUCAUUAUUAUUAUUAAUUAUAACUAUUAUUGUUGUUUUACACUCUUUUAAUAUUCGAAUUAAUAACUAAUCAAUUUACCACUUGAACGUAUGUACAUUUUAAUUUUAUACUAUUUGAAAAAUACUGAAGGUUAAAUUAGUGGUUGAUAUUGUUCUCAAAGCGUAUUUAUAAUUAUAAUGAUUACGAUUAUUAGAAUCUCAGUCAUUGAAUAUACUGUUUUUUUUUUUUUUUUUUUUUUUUUUUUUUUAUUUUUUUCCAUUAAUACCUUUUUUUAUUGUACAAAAAUGUAAUUUAUAUAUUUCGGAUAAUACAUAAUUUAGAAUAAACUAAAAAAAAAACAGUGCCAAAUGAAUAGUGUGUUAUUUUUUUUUUUGAUGCGUUUUACUUAGAAUUUCUCCAUGAACUUUUCGUAUGUUAUUUUCUUUAUUUUAUUUUGUAUCUAAAAUACUUGUUUAAUUUAAUUUUUCACUACUUGAAAAGCAUUUUUUAAACUAGUGACUUUAUCCAGGCUGACUUAUUCUUCGAUAACAUUGUUGCGCAAGUGAUCCGAAACAUUUUUAAUUCUACCGUUUACAAAAGCACGUUGUAUGAUAAUAAAAAAAAACUUAUCUCUACUCUAUAAA